GACCUCAAACAAGAACAGUUAAAUUUGAUCCCGCUACAAGUGUUUUUCAUAAUUCCAGCAUCUGCCAAAUAUGAAUAAGGGUCCAUGUAGUUUGGAAAACAAAAAUGAAAGAAGAAUCUGCACAUGUUUAGCUGUACCUUCUUUAUUACUGCUUCUUAUAUACCCUCUGGCAUUGAAAACUAGUUUUUAGUUAAAGCUCAGAGUAAGGUUUGUCUGCGAUUCAGAUGAGAUUUUUAUUUAACGGUCAGCAGCAUGUAAUAGUUAAUGGACAACAGUUCUGUAGACAUGCUUCUAUGGUCACAUAUUAUCUGGUGAUCUGAGGAGGAAAUGGAUAGAUUUGAGAACUAAAUAUAUUUUCAUGUUAAACCUAAACCAGCUUUAUCAAUGUAAUAAAAUUAUUGUUGUUUCCAAGGUAGAAAUAUAAGGUAAUUUAAGGAAUGAGAUACUUUAAUAUUUAAAAUAUGUAUUGGUUUAAUAUGCACUGAGAUUUGAUUAGAAUUGUUAAAAUACGUGCGAUAUACAAUAUCUACUGAAAUCUGGCAUCUCUUUGUUCAGGAAAUCCAGUGUGACAUUGGUUUUAAAGCUGUGCUUCAGAGGAACAAAUUAUUCUUAAACCAUGGUUUGGUAGAUACUAGCAAUUACACAUUUUUAUUCUUCUACCCCAAUGGAUGGAAAAAAAAAAGAUAAAUCGGAACAUUUUCUAUUGACAAGCCCAUAUCAUUAAACAUACACCAUCCUCCUUCAUUUCCUUGCAUCAUACUGGUGGAUGUUUAUAUAAAAUUAAUCCCAGGAGAUACACUAAAAAGUAAAUAUGACUACUGUCAUAGUUGAUAAAAAUCUAGAACUGAUGUUCUUGAUGUUCAAGAGUUGAGCCUACCUCCUUUAGGAAAAGUAUGGUAACAUGUAUGUUAUUUAUAAAUACAUUAUACAGCUAUAUUCUAACUUGAAGGCUACUGGAACAAGUCAGUGCCUACAACAUCAAAACAUAUGAUACAGUCUUUCUAGUGUUGUUAUAACUGGCUGAUAUAAGCUUGGGAUUUUAUCUGACUGACAAAAAUCAACAUUGACAUUAAAAUACAACACUGCCUGAGCUCUGCGAGUGCAGCAUUUUCCCGAAUGAAGCACAGAGUGUUGAGGACCGGGACAUCCAUAGGGAUACCAAGGUGCUUGUUUAUAAAGCUAUUGUUCUCCCAAACCUGCUAUAUGUCUGUGAAACUUGGACUGUCUACAGGUGUCAUAUGGAACUCCUGGAACGAUUCCAUCAGCGUUGCCUCCGAAAAAUCUUGCAAAUAUUUUGGGAAGACAGGCAGACAAAUGUCAGCGUGCUGGAAGAAGCAAAGACCACCAACAUUGAAGCGAUAGUUCUCCGCCAUCAGCUCUGCUGGACCGGCCACGUUGUCCGAAUGCCCGAUCACCGUCUCUCAAAGCAGUUGCUCUACUCCAUACUCAAGAAUGGAAAUCAGGAUGUUGAAAGACAGGAAAAGAGAUUUAAAGAUGGGCUCAAAGCCAACCUUAAAAAUUGUGGCAUAGAUACCGAGAACUGGGAAGCCCUGGCCCUUGAGUGCUCUAGCUGGAGAUCAGCUGUGACUAGCAGUACUGUAGAAUUUGAAGAGGCAUGAAUGGAGGGAAAAAGAGAGAAAAAUGCCAAGAGGAAGGUGCGUCAAGCCAACCCCAACUGGGACCACCUUCCACCUGGAAACCAAUGCCCUCACUGCAGGAGAACAUGCAGGUCAAGUAUAGGGCUCCACAGUCACCUACAUACCCACUGCCAGGACACUGAACUUGGAGGACAGUCUUACUUGGACAAUGAGGGAUCGCGUGACCUGUGUUGACUUCCAAGUGGCUUGGACCUGUUAGAAGCUCCUGCCAGCCUAAUGCCAUGAAUGUUGAGGCGGACAAUGCGGAAGAAAAAGCUGUCCAUUCCUGGUCAAGGAUCUCCUCUGCAGGACAGAAAGCCUUGGAAGAAGCUCUCAGGGUGUUCAACCCCAUGUCUAAAGAUCUGUCUGACACAGAGACCCAGCUAGUAGCUUUUCUUCAAGGGCUCAGGGAAGAAGGAUACCAGCCCACUAUUCUAAGGAGUAAAGACGUGUAUGGGUACAGCUCAUGCACAGCCAGGAUGCCCAGCCAAACAAAAGGCAGUGCCCAGGACACUUCAACAACUGCCCCUAUUUCAGAGUCUGCUAAGGUUCCUGCCAGAAACAUGGGAACAAUGGCCAAAGCAUCUUCUCACUUAGCAGGUAUUAUAGUAAGUUCUUCUAAAAACUCUGCCAGGCCAUUAUCCAAGAAUAGGAAUGCUACAAACCUCCUGUUGAACUCACUGAAACGGACACGUUCAGGCACUUCAAGAGCCUCAGCAAUGGGUUUCCCUGCCAACAUGUACCCUGGUGUGUACCCAGCAAUGAGGUUGUCUGUUGUGCUGGAGGCCUUGGUCCCUAUAAAAGCAACAGCAUCCUGCCUGGAGUCAAAAUGUAAAGAGGGGCACCUUGGGAUAUCUCCUUCAGACCUUAAGCUCCUCAAGGCAGCUAGCGCAUCCAGGCAGUCUGCCACAAUCAAGGCCAACCAACUGGACUCGAAAGAUUAUAGGCAUAUAAUAAAGAAAGUGCCGGACUCUACUUCUCUGACUGUGAGCCUUAUGAAAGGACCAAAGGGUGGGAUACUGAGGGAAAGCAAUGCCUGCAAAGCCUCUGGAAUCCUAAAUGGCAGAAUUUCCGGAAGCCCCUCCCAAAGCUGUAGCACGGCAGCUACUAGAAAUAAGGAGCCAUCAGUAGACAAAACAGAGUGGAGAGGAGAGAGCAGCCUUCAAGAGACUGUUGGGCAGAAAAGGAAAAAAGGGGAGGAGAGAAAGGAAUUGCCAUGCAGGAAGAAACCGAGUUCUGUGCCAUCUCCCAGUCAAGUGGAGCUGGCUUCGAAAACAUUAAACCUGCUGAAAUUCCAGGCCAUCAAGGUGAACAGCUCCUCUGAUGACGAAUUGAGGAGGAGAGCACAGAGAAUCCUUAGAGUGAACCUGUCCCCUGUUAUUAGAAUUCAACCACUGCCUCAUUCUCACAGUGUCCCUUGAGUUGCUUUGCUGAGGGGGAGCCAUCGUAUAAGGAUGAGCAGAUCAACUUCAGGUCUGUUGAGACUGGGUGAUGAGAGGGAUGUCCAUGUCUGCAGUCAUUGGGCUAUUGGUCCAUAGGCUAGCAGUGGAGGAAAAAAUAUGCAGAGCUGGUCAAUUGGUGGAUUAUAAAACUCUGUUUAGAAAUUCUGGAGUUGUUCUUCACAUAGAGGAAGGCAGAGCAGAACACUAGCUUUCUUCUGAGACACUUUUCUAUGGCGCUUUUGUAAACCUGAUAAGAGUGUACAUCUGGGAUGUGGGACACUAGGGAUAUUGCUGUACUGUGAUUUUCUUUUCCUUUUUUCAACCUGUAAAUCUACUAUGAUUUAUUUUAAUCCUAUUUUAUAUACUUAUUAUUAAAUAUAAAUAUCUAUUGAUUUAUGUACACAUAUUGCCCAAGGGCUGUUAGAAUGUGAACCUGUCUCCUUCAUGGCCCCUUUCUAUAGAACUGGGUUCAGAAGUGUUCUUCCUCUUAUCCUUUCCCCAGAGCCAUUUGCUUCUCUUCAGUGUUGCUUCUCUUCUCUUCAGACCUGAAGGGCACCCUCUUCCCUACUAGUCACUGGCGCUUGUCUGAAGCUGCUAAAGCAGCCUCAUACCUGGCUUGGGCUAAAGCUCAUAGACCAGCUGGAGGAGCCCUCCAAGUCAAUGCAAAGAGAGUACAGAACAGGUGUGUUUUCUCUCAUAUUCCCCACUCUUUCCUUGCCAGGAAAUAUUAAAAUAGGCCAUGAAGCCAUGGCAGAUGAAAAAGGACGUUUAUCCCAAAUGUAGAGACCUUUUUGAGAAGGUGGCAAGAAUGCCUCAAGUGGGCAGAGAAGAGGCCCUUUAGAUUUCUGCCAAGAAACAGGAAACCUUCCCCACAACUUGGUGCCUCUCUAUGAAUUCAGCUGCCGGCUAGUGUCUUGUGCUCUUCCAUAUACUUGCCUCCUAAGGGUAACAUUUACCAAAUCAGAUGGCACUGGCUCUUGUUUUCCUCUUUACUCUUAAGUUAAAAAUGAACCUGUGGCUGUCCAAGAGCAUAAGGACAUGUUAACUGGCAAAUAAUGCAUUUCAGUGCAAUUGUUAAACAUUUCCCCCGUCAGACUUUUUAGUAUGUCUGACUUGUGGACAUUGGGUUUUUGAAUGUAUUGGUUGUGUCUGAACAGUCUGGGUUGUAGGUGCUACUGUUCUAGCAGUAGCAGCAAGAGGUUCUUGGGGUUGUUUUUGAAGUGACUUAAUGUGAUUCUUGUCCUGUGUUGCAAAAGGGAAGCUAAAUUUGUCUCAACAAAGGUUUCUGUUCUAAAUACAUUGAGGUUUCAUAAACAUAUACUUGCUAGCAUCUUCAGUAUUUCAAGAGUCUGCUGUUGUUGUGUCACGUUUGCAAACCUAAGCUUGUUUUGCCAAUCUAGUUAACCGUCAGAACAAUAGUUCUGUGAAGGUGUUGAAGAGUGUGCUGGAGAUCCUCCAUUCUUGUUAAAGCUGCUGUUCCCAGAAUACUUUGAACAGAAAACACAGCAUUUACACUGGUUUAGGUAUGCUAGUAGAUGAUCUGUUGAGGUAUUUGGUUAAUAAAACCUCUAUUUCUACA
Molecule: messenger RNA, 4658 nt
Organism: Anolis sagrei ordinatus
Lineage: Eukaryota; Metazoa; Chordata; Lepidosauria; Squamata; Anolidae
Gene: CCDC71
Product: coiled-coil domain containing 71
Source: RefSeq, a predicted model, not a curated record